This is a messenger RNA of Orbicella faveolata, 1120 nucleotides long. RefSeq lists its product as uncharacterized. Gene Ontology annotation, molecular function: ADP binding; protein binding. The record is from RefSeq and is a predicted model, not a curated record. NCBI's taxonomy places the organism in Eukaryota, Metazoa, Cnidaria, Anthozoa, Scleractinia, Merulinidae.
AACUUACCUUCAUGCGAUGGAUGCCGAUUCAAUAAUAAAACUUGGACUUCGAUCAAGAACACUGCCUGGAGGCAUUGAACUAUUUUUGGUUGUAUUCUUUGGGAUAUCAUUUAUUGUUUUUCUGCAAAGCACGUACAACAGAGAUGCAUUUACUUGUGAGCCCGAAACCAGUUCUAUCACCAAACAACUCUGCUAUGACGAGUACUCUUCUGCAAUGAAUCAGUGGUUUACGCCCCUGUAUUUUGUUGUUUUGGCAUACAUCGUUUUAUUUGUCCUCUCGAUAUCCUUCAUGCUUUACGGUGCUUUCACUCUUCGGAAACUCAAACGCGAUCGACAAAAGAAACCGGACUGUUUCAGGAGGGUCUACCUUCUACAUGUAAGCUGUCGACUGAUUUUUAUUCUUGUCAUGAUUGGAAUCUUCUGUAGCAACCAGACCCUUAUUGUUCCUAAGACGUACAAGUGUUCAGUGGCAGCUGUCGCAACACCGACUCCAUUCAACCAGACAGAAACUGAUUUGCAUUGCCAUGAUCAGCAUUACAGGGAGAAAUCAAUUUGUAACAUUGCCAUCAUUGCCAUUGAAGUCUUUAUUAUGAUUCUAUGCAUAAUCGAAUUUAUUCAGGUGAAAAGAUUAACUCCACCGCAAAAACUUCUAACCAAGUUGCUUGGAGAAAUCUUCGAACCAGUUAUAGGUGUCGACAACCCGGCCGCAGAACUAGGAGGCAUGCCAGAGGGUAAGACGAAAAACUUCCAAAGCUUCCAAAGUUUCUUAGCUUUUAGCUAUAUUUAGUGUUACCCUCACUAAAUAAAGUGUUUACUUACUUACUUACAUAUGGCAGUCUGCGGCCUUUCCCCACAUCAAGGAAGCACGGAAAGCCGCAAAACUCUUGAGCAAAAAUUUAUUUUUCAAAUUGGCACUCUUAAUCCUCACGGUAUCAACGAACGCUUUUCUUUCAACUAAUUUAUUCUGUUGUUUUUCACGUUACCAUGCACCAACCAAUAGCGAAGCUCCAUCUUUCUGUAUAUAAUUAUUAAACGACACACAACCCACAAUUCCUCGAUUCGCUCCCACAUAGGGCUAACGCUCGAAACGUCAGCUUUCGAAUCGCCUUACGGUGGCCAA